Triplophysa dalaica is the source of this 3773-nucleotide messenger RNA. It is a transcript of the gene pard6a, whose product is annotated as par-6 family cell polarity regulator alpha. Gene Ontology annotation, molecular function: protein kinase C binding. NCBI's taxonomy places the organism in Eukaryota, Metazoa, Chordata, Actinopteri, Cypriniformes, Nemacheilidae. Gene Ontology annotation, biological process: establishment or maintenance of cell polarity; centrosome cycle; regulation of cellular localization. The coding region runs from base 159 to 1340 and encodes 393 amino acids. The record is from RefSeq and is a predicted model, not a curated record. The transcript is spliced from 3 exons. Gene Ontology annotation, cellular component: cell cortex; apical plasma membrane; nucleus.
CGGCUCUAACAAAUCAGUCCGUGGUUGGGAAGCAGUAUUGCGGUUUGCGUCCGUCAGCCUCCUCAUGCUGCGCAAACGAUCGACUGAUACACCGGCCGCUUACUCGCGUACGUAGGGGCGCUCUCGCGUGAUACCGCUCGUGGGAAUACACCGCAAACAUGUCACGGCAUCAUCAGAGGACGCCGCUGAAAAACGAGGAGAGUGUGGUCGAGGUGAAGAGCAAAUUUGAGGCAGAGUACAGACGGUUUGCUCUGAAGAGAAACGGAGCCGGAGACUUCCAGGAAUUCUACCAGCUGCUGCAGACCAUCCAUCGGAUCCCCGGUGUGGAUGUGCUACUGGGGUAUGCCGACAUCCACGGAGAUCUACUUCCGAUCAACAACGAUGACAACUUCCACAAAGCACUGUCCUCGGCCAAUCCGCUGCUUCGGAUUAUCAUUCAAAAGAGAGAUGAAGAUGACGCCGUACCCUUCCCCACAGGCUCUCUUCAGCGAAGAAAAAAGGGCUUAGCAGGUCUGCGUCAUUCCCAGCAGUCGAAAUCCAAAGCGGGCCUGCUCAUCGGCCUUCCGCAGGAUUUCCGUCAGAUCUCGUCCAUCAUAGACGUGGACAUCUUGCCUGAGACUCAUCUGCGCGUCUGUUUGCACAAACAAGGCACCUACAAACCUCUUGGCUUCUACAUCCGCGAUGGCGUCAGUAUUCGUGUGACUCCCCAAGGGGUGGAGAAAGUUCCAGGUGUCUUCAUUUCACGCCUCGUAAAGGGCGGCCUGGCUGACAGCACGGGAUUACUGGGAGUAAACGAUGAGAUCCUGGAGGUAAACUGUAUCGACGUGGCAGGGAAAUCACUAGAUCAAGUCACCGACAUGAUGGUCGCCAAUAGUCACAACUUGAUAGUUACGGUGAAACCUGUCAAUCAACGGAACAACAUCAUGCAUCGUGCGAGUAAAACCUCGGCGGGCAACAGUUCAGUUGGCUCGGUAGGCUCCGCCCUCUCCCACGACUCCGCCCCCAGUCCCGCCUCGCAGAAUGCUAGCCAAUACAGCAACAGCGUGGCUGAGGGAGAGAGCGAUGACGAUACCGAUCUCAUUUUAGAGAAUGACAAUGUGCGAUCCUACAUGCCACACCGUCUGACUAAUGGCAACGGAAGCCACGGUAACGCCCUGUCAUCAGGAGUGUUCACGCACAGGCCACUCCCACAAAGUGUUUCCUUGCCCAGUAGCAGCUCUUUGUCAGACAGCAAGGCAUCAUUGAGCUCGCUCACCACGCCUACACACAACGGCAGCCCCACCAAGAUGAGCAGCAGCCAGGAAAGCAUGCGAGAGGAUGGAAACUUUAUUACGUUGUGAGUUCAUGAAGGAGUAGGACGCAUUAUUGCGACUUCAUGCACAUUGACAAAAAAAUGAAGGAAAUGUAUAUUUUAUUAAGUUAUUUUCUGCUACUGCUUUCACCAAACACACUGUUCAUAAUACACUCCAUGAACAAGAAAACAAUCCCGCUGUGUGACUCACAUUAUGGAAGUGCCUUACGGCUCUCCACUUAUCUCGCCUUAGUCUUUGUUCGGACAACCGUAUUCAUCUCGCACACUGACUUCACGGACAUGUCCGUCUGCUCACAAACACAGCGAAUAAAGUGCGCUAGCUACUACUGGAUGCCUGAUGUUAUCGUUUGCACAUCUCCGAGGAUGGGAGGGGCUGGCAUCACCUGGUUAAAGUGAUACCAAUACUUUUUUGAUUCCUCUCACUUUAAUAGUGAUGAUGAUGGAUGCUGAUAUAACCUCAAACUGAUAUCUACUCAGUCUGGUUUCUCUAGGCCUCAAAGUUCAACUUAAUGAUUUUGAAGUGGUGUUAUUAGGUAUCUUCUCACAAUUCAUUCUGAUCUCUGAUGUCUGGCCGUAUCUAGAACCUGAGACGGUGAAUGAAGUGUAGCAUUAAAACCACUCUGCCUUUGGCACAGAAACCACAUUUCCCUCUCGGCUGUCACGGUGCAUUUAUUCAAAUGCCAAUGUACGUACCGUGUUGGCACAUCCUUGAUAUUUGCAUUUCUAAUAUUUUCAUAAAAGGCACACACAGUUGCAAUUGAAUUCCUGCUUUAGAGGAAUAGGUCUCCUUCAAAAGGAAAAUUCUGGCAUCAUUCACUCACCCUGUUGUCAUUUUAAACCUGUGUGACUUUCUUUCUUACGUAGAACACAAAAGAAGAUAUUUUGAAGAAUGUUGGUGACAAAAAAAAACCUUGGUUCACAUUGACAUGCAUUGGCUUUGUGUCCAUACAAUUGAAGUCAAUGGGGGCCAACGGUUUUUGGUUACCAACAUUCUUCAAAAUAUAGCAGAAGAGAGAAAAUCUCAUAGGUUUAAUGACAGGAGGGCAUGUAAAUAAUGACUUGAAGGUUGAACCAUUCCUUUAAGAAACAGCUCUUUUUAUGUUAAUUUAAUGCGUUUCUCGCUUUGUUUUGCUCCCCUCCAGAAAAAUAGGAAUCUAUAUGUUUAAAUGUAGAGAAACAUGACCUCUCAUAGGCUCAUUCUGUCCAAUUCUCCUGUGUGCACUCUGUUUUUCUGUGAGAAAGAAAGGAAAUUCCUUUCAUGUUUGGAAAGGCCAGAAUUCUGCACAUUGGGACCUUUUUCACACAAUUCACUCCUGAGCUGCGAGGCUUUUAUGGGUUUUUUUUUUGUGUGUGUUUAGUCAUAUUUUUACAGUAUAAUAUUACAGAAAUGGCACUGAGGUAGACACUGUCAGACUCCGAGCAAAAUAUUGUUUCUUUAAUGUUUAACAGACCUCAGCAUGGAAGAACCUGCUUUAGGCAAAGGUUUCCCAGGUGAAUGCUUGUUUAGACUGUGGAGAUACCUGCCUCAGGACUUCCAGGGUUUCAAAGGCUGUCUGUCAAACCAUGCACAUUAGAUGGAGGACGUUGUUUUUGGUUUUUACUUGUCCUGUCCUGAUCUGCUGAGGCAAAACUAUUUCUGAGCAUAAAUGAAGUGAAUACGUUACUAAUAUAUUUAUUUAGUUUUAAAGAAGAUUUAAAUAGGUAGGGGCCAGUGAAAAUAAUCAGGAAGCAAAUCUGUACAUGUCAUAUGAUGGUUGUGAUUGAAGGUGAGGGCUCCGAUGUGUCUUCUGGUUCAACUCGAUCAGCAAAAGAGGCGUUUCUUUACUGCAAAAGCCAAAGUAACCUUGAGUCUAAAAAACAAGAUGGUUUAUUUAAACCGGUCUAGACAUAACAUCUGUAAAACUGACACCAAGCGACUCUUAGCAACAUUAUUAUGAGCAGACUUCUUGAGAGAUGUGAUAUUUAAUUUAAUUCUGUUUUAUUGUUGAUUUGGUGAUAGUAUACCUAGAGUGAUGUGCUGGUCUGGAAUUUCUUCCGGACAAAGUGAAGUGAUGCAUAUUCCCUCAUACGUAAACAGACAAUGUUUUGAUCUAAACACAGAACAGCACACGAUCGGAGCACCAAUAAUACCACAUGAGCAUUAUUUUUUUUGUGUAUGUCAAUGUAUAUGUAUAAAUAGAAAUAUUAAAUGAUGGAGACUUUUGUAUACUAGGAGGCCUUUUAUAAAAAAGAGCAUUUUAUAUACGUGUAAAAUAUGGAAAGUAUUUUUCUUAUUCUUGUACUUUUGUAUGUAUAUUAGAAUUCUGGAGAGGAGGUUUCUAUUUCUCUGUAUCAUGGACAAAACAAAUCUUUAGAAGUUCGUGUUUUUAUUAUAAUCAGAUGGGUCGAGGUGUACAAUACUGUGAAUGCUAUAUGCUGAUUAUAAAAUGUUCUAUAAAGAUAAUAAAAGUAUUUAAAAUUA